AUGAAGGAAGCGGUAACUUAUGAUCACGAUCAUCUGCAUCGCUUUGUCACUGUGUGUCAGUCCCUGUUCGGUUCCGGCUCUGAUGAUGAAGAGGACACUCCAGUCAAUCUGAUACGCGCGUCCCUUAAUCUCGAUAGGCUAAACGAGGAGCUGACUCGACUGAAGCGCGAUGUGUCUCUGAUGGAAUCCAACCGUGAAAUUGCCCAGAAAGUCUUGCUAGAAGCAGGUUUGGAUAUUUCCGAUUCUGUGCCCAUUGCAGCAGAGAAGCGGUCAUUCUGAGUGCUUUUGCGGCUCCCAGUUUUACUGCACCGCCUUGUCUCUUCUUCCUCGCAUUUGAGGGCAUUUUCGUCAUUUUGAUUAAAGUUGUACAUGAUUCAACGAACUUACUUCUCUGUUAUAAAUCAAGAUACCCAGACUAUUGAGUAUGCAGUGCUCGGAGAUUAUUUCUAAGUCCCUGGAAAUUUUCUUGCGUGACAAUCUCGCUUAACGAAUACCUUACUGUUCUUUUGACAUGGUGUUCCGUUCCCUUCAUCCGGUUUUACUAUUUAUGUCAGUAAUUAAAACAUUGGAUGGUGAGUCAGACUCUAUUGUCUGGGUCGUGUUACCCUCAGUGUACGCGGAUUUUUGCUUGUAGUAAAUAAAUGGAUUCGAUUGUA
Molecule: messenger RNA, 656 nt
Organism: Dicrocoelium dendriticum
Lineage: Eukaryota; Metazoa; Platyhelminthes; Trematoda; Plagiorchiida; Dicrocoeliidae
Source: the annotation of a GenBank genome assembly